CCGCAGAGAGCUAUAGCUGGUCGCUUUCCUUUGACGUCCACCACCACCUUUGUGCUUUCCUCGCUUUAUAUAUCAGUAGUAGAAAGAUAGGAACUCUAUUAGAUUUUCCAUUUUUCCAUUAGAACACAACUAGAGGGCUACACCUAUUAGAGCUUCUUCACGAGCACGACCCACCAGAAAUAUAUAAUUUUAAUUCUAGAUGUUCGUUUUAGUUUUAGACACUGUUGAAUACCAUCCAUUUAUCCAGCAUCAGCUCGAGAUCCCAGCAUCAAGUCCAGCACCAGGAGCAGAGGCGGAACUACAAUAUCACCACGUCGAUCACCUCUACGACAACGUGAGCAGCGCCAGGGCCACGCCCGAGCUUUCCCCGGUCGGCGAGGUUUUUGCGUUUCUUUACUUUCUGAUCAUCUUCACCAACUUCUACAAAACCUGGGUGCAGGUGUACUGCGAAUUGACGGACUUCACCCCGGAGAUUCAUUUGGCGCUCUUUGUCCUUCCCGGCACGGGUCCGGAGUUGCGACGACACCUGGUACCGGCGGCGAGCAACUUUCAACCGCACGAAGUGACGCUGAGUGACGCCGAAGUGAUUAGGAGCAUCGCGGUUUGA
This is a messenger RNA of Amoebophrya sp. A120, 607 nucleotides long. The record is from the annotation of a GenBank genome assembly. NCBI's taxonomy places the organism in Eukaryota, Dinophyceae, Syndiniales, Amoebophryaceae.